Messenger RNA from Penicillium argentinense, 564 nucleotides. RefSeq lists its product as uncharacterized. The record is from RefSeq and is a predicted model, not a curated record. NCBI's taxonomy places the organism in Eukaryota, Fungi, Ascomycota, Eurotiomycetes, Eurotiales, Aspergillaceae. The transcript has 2 exons. Bases 1 to 564 code for a protein of 187 amino acids.
AUGAAGUUCCUCAGCACCCUUGCCCUCCUCGUCGCGACCGCAACCGCCACCCCGGUCGCGCGCUCCACCAAAGAAUUCCACCUAAAGACCAGCGGCGCCCAAAACGAAGCCCACAAUGACCUCUACCUGCAAACCUACCACACAGGUGCGGGCCUGAACGACGCUGUCUUCACCAAGGGCAGCGACAAGGCCAGCCCCGUCUACUUUAACGGCACCCAGGCCCUGGUCGACCUGCAGUCCGAGUUCCCCUGGGGCAUUGUCGCGACCGGCGACACCAACUACGCCGGUAAGUACCACGGUUCCCGCCCCGACCUCGAGAUGUAUGCGCUAAUUACGUUCGAUGGGUUAGCUUGGGAGCCUGUUGAGAUUAAUGCUGGUGGUGGUAGUAAUGGGUUUGCCAUCAAGGAGGGGAAGUUUGUUUGGUCGGAGCAGAAUGGGUUUGGGGGGUGGUUGGCUUGCGAUUGGUACCAUGGUGUGCCGCAGCUGUUCUAUCUGAACCGCUUUUACAACGCUACUAUCCCCUCCAACUGCGACAAGGUGGAUCUUAAGCCUGUUGCUGUCUAA